AUGCCGCAUCUAACCAUCGUGGCUCCUGAGUUGGGCCAUCAACCCCACCAUCACCACCACCACCACCACCACCGGGCUGGCAGCCACCAUCACCGGCACCGAGGACCCCAGCGUGUCGAGGCUCCUGACUUCCGCUUCUGUGUCGAGCUCGGCCUGGUCAUCCGCAGCCGGAAACACAACCACAAGACGGUCGCCGGCCUCGAGGACGAGAUCAGCAGACGGCUUACCCGCGCCGGCAUCGCCAACCACGUUGCCAGCAGCCCAACCUCCGCGGUCUCCUCCAGGGAAUGGACCAUUGCCAGCGAGCUAUGCAUCCCUUCGCGGCCCCGCGACCACCACUUCGGCAUGAAGCUCGUCUCACCCUUCUUGCGCUUCUCCAAGCGGGCCGAGUCGUGGCAGGCAGAGCUGCGCACCGUAUUGCACGCCCUCAACGCCCACUUUGAACUCACCACCACCCACCAAUGCUUCACCCACAUCCACAUCGCCCCGGCCUCAGGGUUCUGGGAGCUUGACCAGGCCAAGGGACUGGCCAAGUCGUCCAUCUACUUUGAGCGCUGCCUCGACGCACUCGUCCCACCGUACCGGCGAAAGAGCGUCUGGGCCAAGAGCAACCGCAACAACCAAUACUUCUUGGGGCUUCCCAUGGCCAAAUGCUUCGACCUCAUCAAUGCCCAAACCACCUUUGAGGGGCUGGGCGCGCGCAUGAACUGGUGCAGCUCCGUCUCUCCAACAGGAAUCGCGCUGGAUGCCAAGCCCGGCGUUGACUUCCAGCACGACGCAUUCCGGUGGAAUUUUGCCGGGCUCAACGAGGGCGGCGGACUCGGCACCAUCGAGUUCCGGCAACCGCCCGGGUCGACGAGCGCGUCCGAGGUCAUUGCCUGGGUCAUGCUCGUCGGGUGCCUGGCCAGGUUGAGCUGCGGCGCGGGCGGCAGCCUCAACCCGGCCGAGAAGCCCCAGCUGAAGAGCCUGGGGGAGUGGCUGGUGUACGAGGCGGAGUGGUGCGGCAUGCCGCACAAGAGCCUGCUCAGGGACCUGAUCAAGCAGGCGGUGCCGGUCACGCUGGUGCCGGGGGAAGUGGCGGGUAUGGACGCCGAGGCCAUCACCAUUGAUGAGGACCAGCGGCUGCGGUGGAAGGCUAACGAUCGAAAUAUUGUGCUGGAUAAGUACAGAAGGCUUUUGAAGCAUUUAUGA
Messenger RNA from Parathielavia appendiculata, 1191 nucleotides. RefSeq lists its product as uncharacterized. The coding region runs from base 1 to 1191 and encodes 396 amino acids. The transcript has a single exon. NCBI's taxonomy places the organism in Eukaryota, Fungi, Ascomycota, Sordariomycetes, Sordariales, Chaetomiaceae. The record is from RefSeq and is a predicted model, not a curated record.